This is a messenger RNA of Lasiosphaeria miniovina, 1389 nucleotides long. RefSeq lists its product as uncharacterized. Gene Ontology annotation, biological process: mycotoxin biosynthetic process. The record is from RefSeq and is a predicted model, not a curated record. Lineage: Eukaryota; Fungi; Ascomycota; Sordariomycetes; Sordariales; Lasiosphaeriaceae. The transcript is spliced from 4 exons. Bases 310 to 1053 code for a protein of 247 amino acids.
CCCACCUUUCUGAACCUUCCGAACACAAGCACUUUUUGCCCUCAAUUAAUGCAGCGUUGUAUGUGACACUUGCCACUUCUAAUUAUGGUUUGGCCACAAAUCACAUUUUGCCCCUUCGUUUCCUGCACACGUUACCCACGGAGCCUAGUCUCGUGUUUAGCCUAAUCACCAAAAUGACACAAGCCUCCGUAUCUGCCUCGCGCUAGGAUGAUCCAAUAACGCCAUUCUAUCCCAACAAUCAAGUUCGCGUAUCUCGUUUCGCCGGAACUUUGCGCACGUAGCACUCGGUGCAACUGUCGGUCAUCCACAAUGGCCCACGCCGGCGAAGACAGGGCAAGCGAGCGGGGAGGCCUGCUCGGCGGCGAUGACGACAACGGCGAGACGGCUGCCUGGGAGAAGAGGCCGGGGCGGAUAAAUGCGCGCUUGGGGGCGUGGACGCCGUGGCUGGUCCCGCUGGUCGCGUUGCUAGCCGGGUUCGUCGUGGGUGUGCUUGCCAGUAGUAUUGUGGGAAGCGGCCACUCGAGGACCAGCGACGCUUCGGCUCUGGCGAGGAUAUUUGCGCCUCGCGUCCCUGUCGUCUUCGCGCCGAACAGCACCUUCGCCAACGCCACGGCCACGGACGCCGAGACGGACGCCGCGUGGGCGGGGCUGAUUCCGGCCGGGCGAGGGUUCGUUCGCCUCACUGACGGCGAGCGCUCCGGCUCCGGCAACCUCUCCGACACCAAAGUCGUCUCCGUCUUCCACCAGCUCCACUGCGUAGACAUGCUGCGCCGAAGCCUCGCCGCGUCAGUCGCCAACCCGCUCGAGUUCAGCUACCUCGCGCCGCAGCUGGCGCACCACUGGGGCCACUGCCUCGACUACUUGCGCCAGGCGCUGACGUGCGCGGCCAACGUGACGCUCGAGACGCUGCAGGCUGCUACUACUGCUACGACGGCUGCCGGGCUAGCGGCCGUCAACGGCUGGAGCACCACGCACCUGUGCCGCGACUUCCAAGGCGUCGCGGACUGGGCGGCUGCGAACCGGGCGACUGAUGAUGGGGGAUUGAUUGACUGACUGACGGGUGGUUCGGUUCCCUGUUUGCGGGUGCGAAUACAAGGCGAGAAUUCGACGUCGCUAUUAUUUCGCUCCAACUCUUUAGAUUUCACACCCGGUUGCCUACGUCGCGCCAAGUAAAAUUGGCUCCCAUAAUCAUGUCCUGGGCCGAGUCUCUUCACAAGGGCUGUGGUCCCUUCAGACUGCGAACCCACCGCAGGCGGCCAGCGGAGAGAGGCUAUCUUCACUCAACUAACAGUUCUACGACACCGAGAGCUUCUCGCAUAGUGGUUAGCCAGUCGACGCCCGUAUCAUAAUGGGAUGUGGGAAUUGGUCAAUCGGAUGAACCUGAGCGAU